Molecule: messenger RNA, 189 nt
Organism: Aspergillus glaucus CBS 516.65
Lineage: Eukaryota; Fungi; Ascomycota; Eurotiomycetes; Eurotiales; Aspergillaceae
Exons: 1
Source: RefSeq, a predicted model, not a curated record
AAAAUCCAAAAGGCGAACCCGUACGCCAUUUUCUAUCCCGAGAAUAACAGCCACUACGCGAAGAAUCCCGAUGGGACCGUCGUCGCCGUGGCAUCGGAUGAAAUGUGUAAGGAGAUCGACCGCAGGAACGCCGAGUUGGAAGCGAAGAUUGCAGCGGGCGAGAAGCUGACGGAUGAGUAUGCGGCUUAG